This is a messenger RNA of Aspergillus bombycis, 2001 nucleotides long. Its product is annotated as HET domain-containing protein. The record is from RefSeq and is a predicted model, not a curated record. The transcript has 2 exons. NCBI's taxonomy places the organism in Eukaryota, Fungi, Ascomycota, Eurotiomycetes, Eurotiales, Aspergillaceae. Bases 1 to 2001 code for a protein of 666 amino acids.
AUGACUCUAUGUGGGCUAUGUCAAGGCAUCCCGCUAGAAGACCUCCCCACGUUCCCCAGACCAGACAACAUCAUCGCCCUCGGGCCCCGUCAAUCGAUCAUAGCGCUGGGUUAUAACGACCACCGAUCGUCACGGGAUGCUCCAGGCUUCCCUCACCACCCGAAUAUAGACAGUUUGAGAAGGGCGUCGGCCGCGGGAUGUGGGCUCUGCCAUAUUCUGGAGGACCAGGUGAACCGGAUGAUCCUAGCAAUGGAGGAACCGCAAAAUAUGCCGUCGGAACUGGUAGCACGUCAUCCUCGCUUUGAUCUAUGGUUUGCCAGGCGCUUUAACGGCGGGGAUGGCUUUGUUGUGCUCACCCCCAGCAGUGCACCCCGGGGAAGUGGGUACGACGUGCUGGUAGUAGCUGUCAUGGUGUUCUGCUGUGACGAAGCCGAUCCUCUUGCCACCGUGUUUCGGGGACGCCCGCCCAAGAAUACUCUGGAUACUGCAGCAUGUCAUCGGUUCGCUGGCUGGAUCACUGACUGCAACAACCAACACAGGUCGUGUGCUAUGCCCCCAGGGCCCCUGCCGACUAGGCUCAUCGAUGUGGGGCUCGAAGGCUCUGGGGAUCUAGUGAAGCUUGUCGAGCCGGGUGAAGAGACUCGUGGGCAUUAUGUAACCCUUAGCUAUUGCUGGGGUGGAGACAGGACUUCCGCAACAACACGCUUAAACGCUGCGUCCAAGAAGGAAGGGAUACUCCUGCAGGACCUACCCCAGACCUUUCAAGAUGCGAUAGUGAUGACACGGGCUCUUCACGUUAAAUACCUGUGGAUCGACCGCCUCUGCAUUUACCAAGAUGACUCCCAAGACUGGGAGAGAGAAUCUGCCAAUAUGGGGUCAAUCUAUGGGAAUGCCUACCUAUGCCUGUCAGCAACCAGUGCGGCAAACAGCAGGGAGGGACUUGUGCCUUCCAGAAAGACCAGGUCCAGCGUAAGUCUUCCUCACGCGAGCAAUAACUGCCAAGGGUAUAUUGAGGCCUGCCUGCUUCCAACGUCGUCAGACUUCGUCAAACGGAACUCGCUGGAAUUGAACGAAGAGCCCCUCUCCAGAAGGGCAUGGGCUUUUCAGGAACGACUAUUCUCGCGGCGAAGUUUGUUAUUUGCAAGUGACAAAGUGUAUUUCGUGUGUGCAACACAUAUUAUCUCGGAAGAUGGCAUCGAGCUAACUGACAGACCCGAAGCGGGUUAUACAAACGAAUAUCCAUAUAGGUUGAUCGCCAAUCAGAGCAAAUGUGGUCCAGUACCGCACGAGAUUACGCGCGCCCGCUGGUACCGCCUGGUGGCGCUCUAUAGUCGGCGCUGCUUAACAUUUCCUUCUGACAAAUUACCCGCCAUAUCUGGCAUCGCGAGAGAGUACGGCAAGGUUCUGGGCAGCGCUUAUGUAGCUGGGCUUUGGGGAAACUCUCUAGUGGAAGGAUUAACUUGGCAACCUCUAGGCAGGUGCAGGGCAGUACACGAGUAUCGGGCCCCGUCCUGGUCGUGGGCUUCUGUCGAUGGCAUGGUGGAUGAGCUCUAUAGAGAGAUCAGGCCCAUAGCGUCAGUUCUGGAUUUGAACGUCGACGUAGAUGGCGACAACCCCUAUGGACGAGUGAAGAGCGGCUGGAUCAGGAUCGAAGCGCCUCUUUUCCCUCUCUUUCUGGUGGAUUACGAGGGCCUGGUGGCGAAGGGGAGCACUGGUCUUCAGACAAUAGACGGGGGGGAUGAAGGAUUUUAUCUGAUGUUUGACACCAUCAGUAACCAACUCCAUAUUUCCCGCGAUCUUAUCAAGACCAUGAGGCUAUUUAGCUUGGUUCUUGCCGAAUACGUCGGAAUAGGGAUCAAGGGUUGGUACUUUUCUCUCAUCGUGACCCCUGCUGGUGAUGACCCUAAGACAUUGAAGAGAGUUGGUUGGCAUAUCGGAGCACAGUCCCAGUUUGGGCCUCGUGAUAUUCACACAACCAAGUCUAUCAUAACAUUGGUUUGA